Anthonomus grandis grandis is the source of this 985-nucleotide messenger RNA. RefSeq lists its product as uncharacterized. The record is from RefSeq and is a predicted model, not a curated record. NCBI's taxonomy places the organism in Eukaryota, Metazoa, Arthropoda, Insecta, Coleoptera, Curculionidae. The coding region runs from base 61 to 963 and encodes 300 amino acids. Gene Ontology annotation, molecular function: N-acetyltransferase activity. The transcript is spliced from 5 exons.
ACAUUGCCUAGGUUAUAUGUACACAUUAAUGAAAAAUAAAAUUAAAUAUAUUAUUAAAUUAUGAGUAGAAGACUGAGGAUUGAAGAAGAGAAAGUCAAGGCCCUCAAAGAUGAACUCCAAGAAGAGGAAGACAAAUUGAAACUAAUGCAAGAGCGGAUUUUUGGACCGUUGAUUUGGCGCAGAUUUCAAAAUGGGAUAAAAAUUAUGGAUCUACAAGAGCCAAACUUUCGCGAGGCUAUCGAUCUUAUUCUUAAAUACUAUUUAAAAGAAGACAUACUUUUUCGCAAUACUAAGAUAGCCGAAGACGAGGUUUCUCAAAAUUGCUUUGCUGAACGACUUAUUUUUAAGUUGAAAGAUAGGGCAUCUAUAGUUGCUGUUGAUGAAAAUAAUGAUAAUUGUAUGGUGGGAGUGUUAGUUCUAACUCCAGUACAUAAAUGUGAUUUUGGUCGCGUUUACAGUAGAACUAUGAUUGUAGAAGGCAAAUCAUAUAAGAGCGUCACAGAUUUUAUUAAUUAUAUUAAUAGAAAAGUAGAUAUUUUCGAGCACUUUUACUGUGAUAAAUAUUUAAGAUAUUAUUUGCUCUGUAUUAGUCCCGAGUAUAGAGGGAGAGGAUUGGGUUUGCAGCUUAUGCUAAUAGGCUUAGAAGUAGCUAGACAUUUAAAAAUUCCUGUAGUUACUGGGGUUUUUAAUUCAUUUAAUCUACAAAAAAUUGCUACGAGGAUCGGCAUGGACCAGGUCCUUUAUGAAUACAAUUACGUCAAAUGGUCAGACAAAAAUGGCGAACUAAUAUUUUGUGAUCCAGGACAAGGAAAUUAUUCUUGUAACAUUCAAGCUGGAGUAGUUCCUCCCGCUCCUGAACCUGAUCCCGUACCAGAAAACCAUGAGAAAGAAAUCAAAGGCGGAACACGUGCUGAAAAGAGAAAGGCUAAAGCUAAAUCCGAUGCUAAGAAAAAAGGAGCUUAAAUAUAUAUUAUAUAUUACACUA